This is a messenger RNA of Myiozetetes cayanensis, 3379 nucleotides long. Its product is annotated as non-receptor tyrosine-protein kinase TYK2-like. Gene Ontology annotation, molecular function: ATP binding; non-membrane spanning protein tyrosine kinase activity; cytokine receptor binding. Gene Ontology annotation, biological process: cell differentiation; cytokine-mediated signaling pathway; intracellular signal transduction. NCBI's taxonomy places the organism in Eukaryota, Metazoa, Chordata, Aves, Passeriformes, Tyrannidae. The record is from RefSeq and is a predicted model, not a curated record. Gene Ontology annotation, cellular component: cytoskeleton; cytosol; membrane.
ACGGAGCGGCGGCCGGGCCGGGGCCGGCGCGGCCAUGUCCCUGUGCCGGCGGGGGCUGAAGCGGAGCCCGGGAGAUGCCGAGGGUUUUUCCUUCCCGGCCGGGCCCGGGCUCAAGGUGCUCCUGCACUGGGAUGGGCAGCAGGAGCGGGAGCGCUGCCGGGUGUAUUCCCAGGGAUCCCCGAGCGCCGAGGAAAUCUGCAUCGACCUCGCCCGCACCAUCGGAAUCAGCCCGCUCUGUUACAGCCUCUUCGCCCUCUACGACCCCCAGGCCCGGCUGUGGCUCCCCCCCAACCACCAAUUCCAGGUGGGAAAAGACACCAACGUCCACCUGAUCUUCAGGAUGAGGUAUUAUUUCCGGAACUGGCACGGGAUGCACGAGCAGGAGCCGGCGGUUUAUCGGAAUGUGCCUCGUCCCGGGGAUUCCCUGGAGGAAAAAAACCCCGGGGGAGCUUUGCUGGACAAAUCCUCCUUUGAGUACCUGUUCGAGCAGGGGAAGUUUGAGUUCAUCCACGACGUGGCCUCCCUGAAGGAUUUGCGGAGCGAGCCCGAAAUCCAGAGGUUCAAGAACGAGAGUUUGGGAAUGGCCGUCCUUCACCUGUCCCACCUCGCUGUCACAAAGGGCGUUUCCCUGGAGGAAGUGGCCCGGAAGCACAGCUUCAAGGAGUGCCUCCCGCGCUCCCUGCAGCGGCAGCUGCGCGGGCAGGGCCCGGUGACGCGGCUGCGGCUCCGCCGCGUCUUCCGCCGCUUCCUGCGGCGCUUCCAGCGCGGCACGGUGGGCGCCGGGCGGCUCUCGCCGAGAGACCUCAUGGCCAAGUACGUGGCCACCCUGGAGCUGCUGGCCCCCGACUUCGGAUCCGAGCGAUUCCCGGCGCUCUCCCUGCGCGCGGGGGACGAGGGCAGGACGGACACGGGGACGGGGACGGAGCCGGGAAAGCCCCCGAUCCCCCGGGAUCGUCCCCCCGUCACGCACCACGUGCUGGUCUCUGGCACCGCCGGCAUCCAGUGGCGGCCGCUGCCCCCCGAGAGCAGGGAGAGCUUCUCCCAGCCCGGAUCCCUCGGGAGGAGGAGCAGCAGGACCAAAGAGCCGGCCCCGGAGCGGGAGGAGCCCCCGUGGUGCCACUUCUGCGACUUCCCGGAGAUCACCCAUGUGGUGGUGAAGGAGUGCAGGGUCUGCAUCCACCGGCAGGACAACAAGUGCCUGGAGGUGGUUCUGCCGUCCCCCGGCGCGGCCCUGUCCCUGGUGUCGCUGGUGGACGGAUAUUUCCGGCUCACGGCCGAUUCCAGCCACUACCUGUGCCACGACGUGGCCCCGCCCCGGCUCCUCAUGAGCAUCCGCAACGGCAUCCACGGGCCCAUGCAGGAGGAGUUCGUCUUUGCCAAGCUGCGCCGGGAGGAGCCGGAGGAAGGGCUUUACGUCCUGCGCUGGAGCGUCCUGGAUUUCAACCGGAUGAUCCUCUCCGUGGCCAAGAGGAACCCCCAGCAGGCUCCUGGAACGCCGGGAGCCUUCAAGUUCCGGCAGUUCCGGAUCCAGAAGAAGGGAGAGUCCUUCGUGCUGGAAGGCUGGGAGAGGGAAUUCCCUUCCCUGCGGGAGCUCCUGGACGUGCUCAAGGGCUGCACCCUCCGCUCCGGCGAGGAAAACUUCACGGUCAAGAGGUGCUGCCCCCCCAAGCCGGGAGAGAUCUCGGACCUGCUGAUCACCAGGAAGGCGAAGGACGACGGGAAGCAGAUCCUGAACCUCACCCAGCGCAGCUUCCACCAGAUCCGCAAGAACGAGAUCACUCAGUGGCACCACGGACCGACGUCUAGGCGAGCGUUCCGCUUUUUCUUCCCUGAGCUGCCCAGCGGAACUGCCGGGAGCCACGGCGACGGCCGGAUAGCAUCUGAGGAAGUCCGAGGCGGCUGCGGGAACACCGGGAGCCGGCGAGCGGGCCGACUCUGCGAUGCUUCUGUGGCCGCUCCCAAAUCCCAGGGCCCCCUUCCUGCCAUUCCCAGCCAUUCCCAUCCCUAUUUCCCCCAGGCCUUCUUCGAGACCGCCAGCCUGAUGAGCCAGGUGUCCCACGUCCACCUGGCCUUCGUGCACGGCGUCUGCGUCCGCGGAUCCGAGAAUAUCAUGGUGGAGGAGUUCGUGGAGCACGGCCCUCUGGACGUGCUGCUGCGCAAGGAAAAGGGCCGGAUCUCCGUGGGCUGGAAAAUCGCCGUGGCCAAACAGCUGGGGAGUGCCUUGAGCUACCUGGAGGAUAAAAACCUGGUGCACGGGAAUGUGUGUGCCAAGAACAUCCUGCUGGCCAGGAAAGGGCUGGAAGACGGAUCCGCUCCCUUUGUGAAGCUCAGCGAUCCCGGGAUCAGCUUCACGGUGCUCUCCCGGGAAGAGCGCGUGGACCGGAUCCCCUGGAUCGCCCCGGAAUGCGUGCGGGACGUGGGGAACCUCAGCACGGCCGCCGACAAGUGGAGCUUUGGGACGACCCUGCUGGAGCUCUGCUUCGACGCCGACGUCCCGCUGAAGGAGCGAACGCCCUCCGAGAAGGAGCGGUUCUACGAGAAGCGGCUGCGGCUGCCGGAGCCGUCGUGCCGGGAGUUGGCCUCGCUGAUCUCGCAGUGCCUCCAUUACAGCCCCGCGGAACGGCCCUCGUUCCGCACCAUCCUCAGGGACCUCACCCGGCUCCAGCCCCACAACCUGGUGGAUGUGACGUCGGUGAAUCCCGACUUCCCGGUGUCGGACCCCACCGUCUUCCAGAAGCGGUACCUGAAGAAAAUCCGGGAGCUGGGGGAGGGGCACUUUGGGAAGGUGGGGCUGUACUGCUACGACCCCACCAACGACGGCACCGGGGAGAUGGUGGCGGUGAAGUCGCUGAAAUCCGGGAGCAGCCCGGAGCUCCUGAGCAGCUGGAGGAGGGAGAUCCAGAUCCUCAAGACCCUCUACCACGAGAACAUCGUCAAGUACAAGGGCUGCUGCAGCGAGCAGGGGGACAAGGUGGUGCAGCUGAUCAUGGAAUACGUCCCCCUCGGGAGCCUCCGGGAUUUCCUUCCCAAGCACCCCCUGAGCCUUUCCCACAUCCUGCUCUUCGCCCGCCAGAUCUGCGAGGGAAUGUCGUACCUGCACUCCCUGCACUACAUCCACCGGGACCUGGCUGCUCGGAACGUGCUGCUGGAGAACGAGCAGGUGGUGAAGAUCGGGGACUUCGGGCUGGCCAAGGCCGUCCCCGAGGGCCACGACUACUACCGGGUGCGGGAGGACGGCGACAGCCCCGUCUUCUGGUGCGCCCCGGAAUGCCUCAAGGAGUCCCAGUUCUGCUUCGCCUCCGACGUUUGGUCCUUCGGGGUCACCCUCUACGAGAUCCUGACCCGCUGCGAGCCCGGGAGGCAGCCCCCCCGCUGUUGA